UUAUGGGGUCGGUGAGGAAACGGCGGCGUAUCGGUUCACUCGAUUCGGGUGAUUUGCAAAUGAAGUUUAAAAAAAAUUAGAAAGGUUUUGAUUUUUGAACCAAAGAAAGAAAAAAUAAAAAACGGCAGAGGAAGAGCCGUUUACGGAUUUCUCUUCUUCUUCUUCUUCUUCUUUGUGUGUGUGAGUUAUUAUUAUUAUUAUUAUUAUUAUUAUUAUUAAUUCUCUCUAAUUUACGGACUUAAAUCCAAAUCGCAAGCAGUUUCUCUGGGCUCACGAUUGAUUCAUCGAGUUUGUCUCAAAAAUGCGUUGCCGAGAGGUAAGAUCAUGGACAUUUAAGGGUUUAGUCGCUGCGUUUGUUGAUCUCUCUGUAGCUUUCUCUUUGCUUUGCGCUUCCUCUCUCGUUUAUUUAUCCUCCAACUUCCUCGGUUUGUUUGGUUUGGAACUCCCAUGUCCUUGUGAUGGCUUAUUCAGUAACCCAAAUAAGAACAAGUGUUUUCAAGAGAGUUUAGUGAACUUUCCUGUGAAAAAGAUCUCUUCUGUUCAGAGAUCUGUUAGAAAUAGAACACCAUUUGAUUCAGUUCUGUGUAAAGAAGCUCAUAGUAGUGGUGGAAAGAAGAGAAAAGGGGAGAGGAGACGCGUUGAGUUGGAAGAAGAGGUGUCUAGUACUCCUUCUGUGAAAAGGGUUGAUUCUUGGGUUGAGAAUAAUGCUUCAGGGUUUGAUCUUUUAACCGCGCAGAGUUUGAAAAAGGGAAGUUUUAAAGUUAAGAGUAAGCGUCUCAGCUUUCAUAGGUCGCCUUAUGGUGUCAAGAACCAUUUUCAAGGUAGUUUUGGGUAUAAGAACUUUCAGCAAUCUCCUUCAAGCGUCGAUGUUGACGAAAAUGAUCCUCUUCUUGUCAACUCCCAAGAUAGUGGAAAAUGUUUGGAGGAUGUGUCCUUGAGGAAAAGUGUUUCACUAUGUUCAGUUGGGUGUGAAGCUGAUGCUCAUAACAAACAACCGGAAAGGACAUUUUCAUGGGCGGGUGAAGGUACAUGCAGUUCCCCUGUGGAUCUAACUUAUAGUGGUAUGACACAAAAGACUAUUGAGAUUUUAGAGCGAGUGGUUGCUGAAGAACGAGCUGCACGUGCUGCGUUAGCUCUUGAACUCGAGAAAGAGAGAAAUGCUGCUGCAUCUGCUGCGGAUGAGGCUUUGGGUAUGAUAUUGCGGUUACAAGAGGAGAAAGCGUCGAUAGAGAUGGAAGCUAGGCAGUAUCAGCGGAUGAUAGAGGAAAAGUCUGUUUUUGAUGCGGAAGAGAUGAGCAUUCUUAAAGAAAUUUUGCUGAGGAGGGAGAGGGAAAAACAUUUUCUUGAGAAGGAAGUUGACACUUACAGGCAAAUGUUUCUUGAGACUGAGCAACCUCUGCCUAACACGCCAGAUUCGAAACCAGCUCUAAUCAGAAGGUUGCAAACGCCACAACAGAAUACUGAACCAUGGGAUGAUGAUAUGGAGACUGCUGAUGUCUCUUCUGGAUUUGAGAUCUUCACUAAUCAGAUGGACAGUCGUUUACUUGCUUUUGGAAACAAAUCAGUGCUUACUGGAGAUUAUGAUGAUGUCAGUUCUCCAAAGCCAGGGGAGGUUGACAAUGGAGUAGACCAAAAUCUUGAGUGUGAUCAGUCAAGAAGUGAGGCAUUUGAUGUGGAACUGAAAGAAAGAGAAGAGUGUGGCACUUCAUUUCCAGAACUAGUAACAAGAACUAGCGACAUCGCUGAUACUAAGCUUGGUGAGGACUCCCAUGACAUUGAUUGCCGUGUACAUGAUAUCCAUGUAGUGACUGAUGGAGAUAACAAAGUCCAACUAAAUGUUCCUUCUGACCAUGCCACCAAACUGGACAGAUCACAAAUUGUUUCAGAUACAAGUUAUGGACUUCCUCCAGCAUUUCCACCGGGGAAAAGGAACAUAUCUCCAACUAUGCGCAGAAAUUCAAUGUCGGCUGUUGACUAUGAAAGACUGAAAAUAGAGAGUGAAGUUGGUGUGCUGAGAGGAAGGUUGAGAGCUGUACAAAAGGGAAGAGAGAAGAUUAGUUUCUCUUCCAAAGAACAGAGCAAAUCGCAGGUGCAUCUUCAUGGAGAUAAAACAAGCCGGUUUUGGGAGGCCAGAAGAUCUGGACCUCUCGACUCCUCUUCUAGCCCUUCAACCACAAUGGUAAAGGCGAAGUCUAUGACACUGGACCUUCAUAGUGCUUGAACUGCAAGGUAUGUACUUACUCGAAUAAACCACGACACAAAUAUAUAUCUAGUGAAUACAUGAGCAACUGUAGUUUGUACAAUCUCUCUGCCAAAACUCUAGUGUUGAGGGUUUGAGAUUUACUUUCUUGUGCCUGUCACAAACAUUGUACUCCAAACGGCGACGUUGUCAAAUAAUAGUGAUGCUUUUGUGGCUGUCUUUAUUAUAAUAACAUUUGUCGGGUGA
Messenger RNA from Camelina sativa (false flax), 2446 nucleotides. RefSeq lists its product as uncharacterized. Lineage: Eukaryota; Viridiplantae; Streptophyta; Magnoliopsida; Brassicales; Brassicaceae. The record is from RefSeq and is a predicted model, not a curated record.